This is a messenger RNA of Microcebus murinus (gray mouse lemur), 2103 nucleotides long. The record is from RefSeq and is a predicted model, not a curated record. NCBI's taxonomy places the organism in Eukaryota, Metazoa, Chordata, Mammalia, Primates, Cheirogaleidae.
UUGCGCCUCCCAACCAUGGGCUCUCGGUGCCGGCGUCCUGCCCCGCCAUUGUGGGCAUGGGGGCCGCGUCCUGUGCAGGCGCCUGCCCCAGAGAGGGCUGGACUCGGGGGACUGCUGACGUGGUCGGGGCCACUCGGCGCUGGGAGCCGUGGCCUGCCCCCCGCCCCACUCAGGGGGACGCUGACACUCCGUGGGGCCACCCGCCGUCUCUGCAGGGGCCUGCCAGUCCCAGCCCUGUGCCUGUGGCAGCCCUGGUGGCAGGGCCCUCUCUAGGGACGUUCUUCCCCUCCCGAGCCGUGUGCAGGAGCCGGAAGCGACCAGAGCCGGACAGACCACGGAGGGUACCUGGUGGCUGAGCGUCCCGUGCACGAGCACCUCAGUUCCAAUCCCACCUCGCUGGGCCUCUGCCACAGCCUCCUUCCAAACCCUCACCAUUUGCAGAAAGAACAGGCCUGGGGAACACACCGUUGCUAAGGGCAGGUGGCGGCAUUCCCAGCUUCCCCUGGCCCAGCCGCUUCCUCUGCAGCAUCGCAAACCCAACGUGUUCCCGGCUUCUUCUUGCUUACCUCCCUCGACGGGGGGCUCACUCCCUGUGAAGGCGUCUGCACUGGUGCUGGACGGCUCGGAGUGUGGCGAAGUUCCUCUGAUUCCUCUGUCUUCCUCCAGCUGUGCCCCGGCGUCUGGGGCGACAGAGCCGGGCUGCCACCACUCGCCCUCACCUCGCCGGGGCAGGCCCUGCCGGGGCCGGGGCCGGGCAGCAUCUCUCAUGGCCCUGCCCAGCAGCAAGCAGCCUGGCCGGCAGGGGAGUGGGCAGUGAAUGAGUGAAUGAGUGAACGGGGGGUGGAUUUGCUGUGUGGACACAUGAAGACUAGUGUUUUUCUGCUCGGAGAGGAGCGAGCGAGUCGCCCUACAGCUCCCCUGAUUGGUGGAUUCUCUUCCAGCCUCCACAGCGGCCUGGCCAAGAGUCGCAGAAACGCUGCGUGCAUGAGUGUGUGUGUGCGUGUGCGUGUGCAGAACACCCGUGACACGCGGGCGCCUGGAGGUGAUGGGCGUCCUCCUCCGAACCUGCGGCCUUCGUUUCUGCUUCCAGCCAGGCCCUGCCCAGGGCCGUGUUUCCUGCAGGCUCGGCCCCCCUGGCUGUCAGACGGGCCGGGCGCAGCGGUGGCGGCUUCUAGGUUUCCCGUGAGCAAAGGCAGCCAUGCAGACUCGCCAGCCCCGCCCCUACAGAGAGCCGUUUGUCAGACUGACUUUCCAGUAACCGGUGGGGCCGGGGCCCAGGGCCGAGCACACGGGAGGUGCCCGGCCGCCGUCCGGCGAACGCCACUGCACACGGAGCCAGGCCGGGGACGGAGGACGCCAGGUGCCACGUCCUCCUCCAAAGCCAGCCGGCACCUGAGCCCAGGCCUGUGUCAGGAGGAGAUGCCAGCGGGUUCCCUUUCCAGCGUGAGCUGUGUCCGAGGCACCGGGGAGCCCCCGAGGUCCCCAGCGCGGGCCCCUCGGAGCGCUGUGUCCCGGGAGAGUAGCGCCCAGGAGAGCCCCGUGGGCAGAUGAAAUUCUCAUGCGAUAACAUUCACCAUGUCAAAGUGCACAGCUCCAUGGCUAUGAGUGUCCUCACUAAAGACAUUUCACGGAAACGGGCUCAGGCAACGCGUGGCCUUUGCGCUGCCUUCUCUCACCGAGCACCCUGUGUUUCGGGUCGUCUACCCUGCAGCAUGUGUCGGAAUCUCCCUCCUCUGUGCGGCUGCAGAGAGCUCCUCUGUGCAGACACACCGCGCCCGCCCAUCCGCCCGCCUGCUGCUCCCGCCUGGUCCUAAUGUGAGCAGCGCCAUGGACAUUCACACGCAAGUCUUGCGCGGACGUGUGUUUUCAGUUUCGUUGGGAACGGACCCUGGAGUGGAAUCGCCAGAUCCCGUGCUAAUUCUGUGUUUACCCUUUUGGGAGCCACCGGACUCUUUUCCAAACUGGCUGCGCCUGUUCGUACCAGCAGCGUACGGGGGCUCCAGUUUCUCCAUGGCCUCACAAUAUGUAUUUUCUGGCUUUUUAAAAUGAUAACCAUUCUGGCGGUGGCUCACGCCUGUAAUCCUAGCUCUCUGGGAGGCUGAG